Diospyros lotus (date-plum) is the source of this 1068-nucleotide messenger RNA. Its product is annotated as cysteine-rich repeat secretory protein 38-like. The transcript has a single exon. NCBI's taxonomy places the organism in Eukaryota, Viridiplantae, Streptophyta, Magnoliopsida, Ericales, Ebenaceae. The record is from RefSeq and is a predicted model, not a curated record. Bases 79 to 846 code for a protein of 255 amino acids.
UUAAGCGACAAAGGCUGCAUCAAGAAGGCCAAGCUCAUACAUUCGAAGGGAAGAAAAAAUUAGGAGAGAGAGCUAGAAAUGGAUUCCUUGUGGGGACAGUUGAUCAUCUUCCUCCUCUCCUUCCUUGUGCUGUUAACCCUAAUCAAUCCCAUCUCUGCUCAGAACGCCUUCCUUAAAGCCUGCUUAGAGAGUGGAACCUACCAAAACAACAGCCAUUACCAGAAAAAUCUCGACACUCUCCUCUCAUCUCUUGCCCCCAACCUCAACAAAUACGGCUUCUACAACACCUCUGUCUGCCCAACUUCCAAAGACGCAAUCAAUGCCGUCGUGCUCUGCCGUGGCGACGUGAAGCCCGACAUCUGCCGGAGCUGCGUCAAAGACGCCGCCUCCAAAAUCAAACAGAUCUGUCCAAACUACAAGGCCGCCAUCGGGGGCUACGAUCAGUGCAUGCUGAGAUACCGCUCGCCCUACAAUAUUACCCUGGACAUGGAGAGGCCGAGCGUGUACGUGUAUAACGACAAGCACAACUUCACGAGUGCGGAUCGGUACAAAGAGGUACUGAGGGAGUUGCUCGGGCGCCUGCGGAGCCAGGCGGCGAAGGGCGGCUCCGACCUCAAGUUCGCCACGGGCAGCCAGCAGGGCCCGGACAAUCAAAAAAUAUACGGGAUGGCGCAGUGCGCGCCGGAUUUGUCGGAGAAACAGUGUAACGAUUGUGUGAAUGAGGCCAUCGGUGAACUGCCGGUGUGUUGCAAUAAUAGGAUUGGAGGGAGAGUUCUUAAAGUUGUCUGCAAUAUUCAGUAUGAGACCAAUUUCCAGUUCUACAAUCUCACCCGAUCCUUGAGUUGAGCUGCUUUUAUCGUAUAUAUAUAGAAGUUUAAUUCUUGCUUGCUUAUAAUAAGGGAGCGUGCAGAUUCGUCUCCUCCGGAAGGAUCUGCAAUAUCUCCAAGUAGUAGUAAUGAUCCAUCACCUUCAUCUUGUACAACAUUAAUGGGGAUUCUUCUCUGUACGUUAUUCACUCAUCACUGGUGGCUCUGAAAUGAAUAUUAUGUGAUCCGAUCUCUAUAUCAA